AUGUGCGUCCUUCAUUUGACGGGGCUUGGUCUGAUUGGUCGCAGUGGAGUCAGUGUUCUAACACUUGUGGACCCGGCCAGGAAACUAGAACGAGAACUUGUACAAAUCCGGCCCCAGAGCAUGGAGGCAAACCCUGUCCUGGGGAUGACUCUGAAAACCGCCCCUGCAUUGGGAGGCAAAGUGGUAACGCCAUGGUCCAGCUGGGGAAGCUGCUCAGUGUCUUGUGGAGAUGGAACGCAGACCAGAUCCAGAGCCUGUGACCUGACAACUGACGAAGCAGCGCGAUAUAACUGUCACUUCAAAGAACAGCAGCAACAACCCUGCUCGAAGCCGCCUUGUCCAAUUGACGGGGCUUGGUCUGAUUGGUCGCAGUGGAGUCAGUGUUCUAACACUUGUGGACCCGGCCAGGAAACUAGAACGAGAACUUGUACAAAUCCGGCCCCAGAGCAUGGAGGCAAACCCUGUCCUGGGGAUGACUCUGAAAACCGCCCCUGCAUUGGGUGUCCAGUUGACGGGGCUUGGUCUGAUUGGUCGCAGUGGAGUCAGUGUUCUAACACUUGUGGACCCGGCCAGGAAACUAGAACGAGAACUUGUACAAAUCCGGCCCCAGAGCAUGGAGGCAAACCCUGUCCUGGGGAUGACUCUGAAAACCGCCCCUGCAUUGGGUGUCCAGGAGGCAAAGUGGUAACGCCAUGGUCCAGCUGGGGAAGCUGCUCAGUGUCUUGUGGAGAUGGAACGCAGACCAGAUCCAGAGCCUGUGACCUGACAACUGACGAAGCAGCGCGAUAUAACUGUCACUUCAAAGAACAGCAGCAACAACCCUGCUCGAAGCCGCCUUGUCCAAUUGACGGGGCUUGGUCUGAUUGGUCGCAGUGGAGUCAGUGUUCUAACACUUGUGGACCCGGCCAGGAAACUAGAACGAGAACUUGUACAAAUCCGGCCCCAGAGCAUGGAGGCAAACCCUGUCCUGGGGAUGACUCUGAAAACCGCCCCUGCAUUGGGUGUCCAGGAGGCAAAGUGGUAACGCCAUGGUCCAGCUGGGGAAGCUGCUCAGUGUCUUGUGGAGAUGGAACGCAGACCAGAUCCAGAGCCUGUGACCUGACAACUGACGAAGCAGCGCGAUAUAACUGUCACUUCAAAGAACAGCAGCAACAACCCUGCUCGAAGCCGCCUUGUCCAAUUGACGGGGCUUGGUCUGAUUGGUCGCAGUGGAGUCAGUGUUCUAACACUUGUGGACCCGGCCAGGAAACUAGAACGAGAACUUGUACAAAUCCGGCCCCAGAGCAUGGAGGCAAACCCUGUCCUGGGGAUGACUCUGAAAACCGCCCCUGCAUUGGGUGUCCAGGAGGCAAAGUGGUAACGCCAUGGUCCAGCUGGGGAAGCUGCUCAGUGUCUUGUGGAGAUGGAACGCAGACCAGAUCCAGAGCCUGUGACCUGACAACUGACGAAGCAGCGCGAUAUAACUGUCACUUCAAAGAACAGCAGCAACAACCCUGCUCGAAGCCGCCUUGUCCAAUUGACGGGGCUUGGUCUGAUUGGUCGCAGUGGAGUCAGUGUUCUAACACUUGUGGACCCGGCCAGGAAACUAGAACGAGAACUUGUACAAAUCCGGCCCCAGAGCAUGGAGGCAAACCCUGUCCUGGGGAUGACUCUGAAAACCGCCCCUGCAUUGGGUGUCCAGGAGGCAAAGUGGUAACGCCAUGGUCCAGCUGGGGAAGCUGCUCAGUGUCUUGUGGAGAUGGAACGCAGACCAGAUCCAGAGCCUGUGACCUGACAACUGACGAAGCAGCGCGAUAUAACUGUCACUUCAAAGAACAGCAGCAACAACCCUGCUCGAAGCCGCCUUGUCCAAUUGACGGGGCUUGGUCUGAUUGGUCGCAGUGGAGUCAGUGUUCUAACACUUGUGGACCCGGCCAGGAAACUAGAACGAGAACUUGUACAAAUCCGGCCCCAGAGCAUGGAGGCAAACCCUGUCCUGGGGAUGACUCUGAAAACCGCCCCUGCAUUGGGUGUCCAGGAGGCAAAGUGGUAACGCCAUGGUCCAGCUGGGGAAGCUGCUCAGUGUCUUGUGGAGAUGGAACGCAGACCAGAUCCAGAGCCUGUGACCUGACAACUGACGAAGCAGCGCGAUAUAACUGUCACUUCAAAGAACAGCAGCAACAACCCUGCUCGAAGCCGCCUUGUCCAAUUGACGGGGCUUGGUCUGAUUGGUCGCAGUGGAGUCAGUGUUCUAACACUUGUGGACCCGGCCAGGAAACUAGAACGAGAACUUGUACAAAUCCGGCCCCAGAGCAUGGAGGCAAACCCUGUCCUGGGGAUGACUCUGAAAACCGCCCCUGCAUUGGGUGUCCAGGAGGCAAAGUGGUAACGCCAUGGUCCAGCUGGGGAAGCUGCUCAGUGUCUUGUGGAGAUGGAACGCAGACCAGAUCCAGAGCCUGUGACCUGACAACUGACGAAGCAGCGCGAUAUAACUGUCACUUCAAAGAACAGCAGCAACAACCCUGCUCGAAGCCGCCUUGUCCAAUUGACGGGGCUUGGUCUGAUUGGUCGCAGUGGAGUCAGUGUUCUAACACUUGUGGACCCGGCCAGGAAACUAGAACGAGAACUUGUACAAAUCCGGCCCCAGAGCAUGGAGGCAAACCCUGUCCUGGGGAUGACUCUGAAAACCGCCCCUGCAUUGGGUGUCCAGGAGGCAAAGUGGUAACGCCAUGGUCCAGCUGGGGAAGCUGCUCAGUGUCUUGUGGAGAUGGAACGCAGACCAGAUCCAGAGCCUGUGACCUGACAACUGACGAAGCAGCGCGAUAUAACUGUCACUUCAAAGAACAGCAGCAACAACCCUGCUCGAAGCCGCCUUGUCCAAUUGACGGGGCUUGGUCUGAUUGGUCGCAGUGGAGUCAGUGUUCUAACACUUGUGGACCCGGCCAGGAAACUAGAACGAGAACUUGUACAAAUCCGGCCCCAGAGCAUGGAGGCAAACCCUGUCCUGGGGAUGACUCUGAAAACCGCCCCUGCAUUGGGUGUCCAGGAGGCAAAGUGGUAACGCCAUGGUCCAGCUGGGGAAGCUGCUCAGUGUCUUGUGGAGAUGGAACGCAGACCAGAUCCAGAGCCUGUGACCUGACAACUGACGAAGCAGCGCGAUAUAACUGUCACUUCAAAGAACAGCAGCAACAACCCUGCUCGAAGCCGCCUUGUCCAAUUGACGGGGCUUGGUCUGAUUGGUCGCAGUGGAGUCAGUGUUCUAACACUUGUGGACCCGGCCAGGAAACUAGAACGAGAACUUGUACAAAUCCGGCCCCAGAGCAUGGAGGCAAACCCUGUCCUGGGGAUGACUCUGAAAACCGCCCCUGCAUUGGGUGUCCAGGAGGCAAAGUGGUAACGCCAUGGUCCAGCUGGGGAAGCUGCUCAGUGUCUUGUGGAGAUGGAACGCAGACCAGAUCCAGAGCCUGUGACCUGACAACUGACGAAGCAGCGCGAUAUAACUGUCACUUCAAAGAACAGCAGCAACAACCCUGCUCGAAGCCGCCUUGUCCAAUUGACGGGGCUUGGUCUGAUUGGUCGCAGUGGAGUCAGUGUUCUAACACUUGUGGACCCGGCCAGGAAACUAGAACGAGAACUUGUACAAAUCCGGCCCCAGAGCAUGGAGGCAAACCCUGUCCUGGGGAUGACUCUGAAAACCGCCCCUGCAUUGGGUGUCCAGGAGGCAAAGUGGUAACGCCAUGGUCCAGCUGGGGAAGCUGCUCAGUGUCUUGUGGAGAUGGAACGCAGACCAGAUCCAGAGCCUGUGACCUGACAACUGACGAAGCAGCGCGAUAUAACUGUCACUUCAAAGAACAGCAGCAACAACCCUGCUCGAAGCCGCCUUGUCCAAUUGACGGGGCUUGGUCUGAUUGGUCGCAGUGGAGUCAGUGUUCUAACACUUGUGGACCCGGCCAGGAAACUAGAACGAGAACUUGUACAAAUCCGGCCCCAGAGCAUGGAGGCAAACCCUGUCCUGGGGAUGACUCUGAAAACCGCCCCUGCAUUGGGUGUCCAGGAGGCAAAGUGGUAACGCCAUGGUCCAGCUGGGGAAGCUGCUCAGUGUCUUGUGGAGAUGGAACGCAGACCAGAUCCAGAGCCUGUGACCUGACAACUGACGAAGCAGCGCGAUAUAACUGUCACUUCAAAGAACAGCAGCAACAACCCUGCUCGAAGCCGCCUUGUCCAAUUGACGGACAUUGGGGUCCAUGGACAUCUUGGGGUGAAUGCUGUGUUAGUAGUCGCUACAGAAAAAGAGAGUGUAAUAACCCACCACCAAAAUAUGGAGGGAGUUGCCAUGGCACAUUUCUUGAAGCUUCUACUUGCCUAGGUUGCCCAGGGAGUUGGCCACCUCCUAUAUGGACAGUUUGGUCAUCUUGUUCAGUGACCUGUGGUACUGGAAAACGUGAAAGAACUCGUUCUUGUGACAUGCCUAUAACAGAAGCCAUCAAAUACACGUGUUUUCAGCAAGAUACCGAAACCGAGAAAUGCUCUCAACCCCCCUGUACAGGUACGUAUAAGAAAAAUAUUAAAAAAUGUAGGCGUUUCCUAAAUCAAUGCAGGUUUCCAUUAACAAUGAGGCAGGCUAUUUUUUUAAUAAAUAUGUAAAA
This is a messenger RNA of Magallana angulata, 4625 nucleotides long. Its product is annotated as A disintegrin and metalloproteinase with thrombospondin motifs adt-1-like. Bases 1 to 4623 code for a protein of 1540 amino acids. NCBI's taxonomy places the organism in Eukaryota, Metazoa, Mollusca, Bivalvia, Ostreida, Ostreidae. The record is from RefSeq and is a predicted model, not a curated record. The transcript has 28 exons.